Molecule: messenger RNA, 1170 nt
Organism: Trametes versicolor FP-101664 SS1
Lineage: Eukaryota; Fungi; Basidiomycota; Agaricomycetes; Polyporales; Polyporaceae
Exons: 3
Source: RefSeq, a predicted model, not a curated record
AUGGUGCGUCGCGAGUACAGCUCCCUCGCCGACACCUACGCCACCUGGAAGGAGGCUCUGAUCUGUUUCGACGCCGAACGCCUAUCCAACCGUAGGCGUCGUUUCCGCGAGUACGAGCAGUUCUCAAAGGCUAAGUCUACUGCCGUCACGAACAAGUCUCGCUUCAACAACACCUCGUCUGGCUCCGGUUUCUCUUCUCGGUCUGGUGCUGCUUCUGGAUCUGGCUCUGGCAACAAACCUUCCGCUGGGUCCUCUAACGGGCUGGGACAACUGUCCGCUGACGAUCGGAAGCUGCUAAUGGACAACGCCGGUUGUUUCAAGUGCCGCCGCAUCAACGCCGGUCACCAGUCAAAGGAAUGCCCCAAUGGCUUCCCCAGCGUCGGUUUCAAGACGCCGGCGGAACAGUUGAAGGGUAUGAAGAAGGACGCGCCUCGCAAGGUCGCGGCGGUUACGGUAGACAACGAGCACAGCGACGAAGACGACUACAUCAACGUCGCCGCAGUCCGCGCGACCUCUCCCUUGGCGCAAUGCUCUGGAGUCCUGUCGGAAGGAGAUAGCUCGGAUGACGAUGUACGUCCUUCUCCGUUCACGUCCCCCCACCUGUCUUGGCCUGCAACUGAGUGGUGUAAAUUGACGGUCUCAACACCGGACGGGUCGUGGACUUCUGUAUCUUGCAAGGCUCUUAUCGUUUCUGAACUGUGUUCGCCUCUCAUUCUCGGCUCUCCGUUCCUUGUCCGCAAUCACGUUCUCGUCGAUAUGUUUAAUAAAGCGUUGUGGCAUCCACCGUCCGCUCGAGAUCUGACGAUUGCUGCCCCCCGAACAACGAGCUCUAAACCGGACUUCAAAGCGCGUCGAGAACAGAGAAGGCUCGACAACGAACUUCUUAUGAUCACCCCAACCCCACCGGAAUCGACCUCAAUUCCUCCCGACUACUGCGUCGCUGCUCUGCGGGAGAGGGUCGAAGCACUCGCCGAAAUCGAGAUGCUCAAGCGUGAGGACCUCUUGAUGAAAGAGGAGUUCGCUGACUGCUUCCCAGAGGACAUACCUCACAUCAACGAACUCCCCACCGACGUGUAUCACGAGAUCAACCUCAAGGACGCGAACAUGACAAUCGUCCGCCGUCAGUACGAUUGCCCGAAGAAGUACAGGGAGGUGUGGCGAAGCUUGCUC